Molecule: messenger RNA, 1682 nt
Organism: Cornus florida
Lineage: Eukaryota; Viridiplantae; Streptophyta; Magnoliopsida; Cornales; Cornaceae
Exons: 3
Coding region: 332-1477 (381 amino acids)
Biological process (GO): RNA processing
Molecular function (GO): protein binding
Source: RefSeq, a predicted model, not a curated record
CACAUUCCUCCUCCCACUCUCUCUCUCCUCUGUAUAUAAGGUGUCCCUGCAUAAUUGAUUCAAUAAUACAUUAAUUUUAUUAGUAUUUCAGUCUUCUCCAUUUGUCCACUAUUCUGGGAAGGUUCUCUCUUGCAUUUUCAAAAGAGGUAACUUCCUUUCAUCUCUCUCUCAUGUUCUGUCCAUUGGUUUAUUAGCUAUAAAUAAAGGGUACCUAGUUUGGCAAAAUCAGUUUUCUCUAACAAACACUACCUUUUCUCUUCUCCACAGAAACUUUAUAUCCAACAUAACACAAUACGGCCAUUAAAGGUAGACAAAAACAAAGAAGAGAGAAAUGCUGCUUAGGAGUUCUUCAACACCGGUUCUUGGUUCUCUCCUCUCUUCCUUCUCGGAGAGUCCCAUCCACCAUUCUGACCCACACACCACCACCACCAAAUCCCCAUCAGCCACCAAUCAUCACAAUCACAAUCACAUUCACAACAAACUCUCAUUUCACCAAAAUGGAUCGCUAAAUUUCACCACAUAUUCAUGCAACACCUCUCCCAUCUCUCCCGUCAUUCCCGAAUUAUCCGAACCCAACCUGCAUUCUCGCAAUGGCUUUCCAAGAGCUCAGUCUGAAGGAAACUUGGAAGGCUUAGUGAAUGCCUCAUGCAACCAUGAUGAAUCCCAUAGUACAAACCCACACAAGAAAUUUUCACGUCGCGCCGUGUUGCAGACAAUCCCAUCUUUUUCGUUCCACAAUUCAGAAAGUAGGUACGAGGAUGAAGACAGUGACGAGGAGGAAGAAUUGAAAGAAUUGGAGGGAAAUUGCGAGUUAUUUGAAAAUUCCAAUACGGGUGAAGAAAGCAUCAUGGCUAUGAAAAAUGGUGAGUCGCAUCUGAGUGAGAAGAAAAUUGUCAUGAAUCGGGAAAUGGCACUUAUGAAUAAAUACAGCCAUGGUUUUGAAGCGGAUAUAGACGGGAUUAAUACAGAGAUGUAUCUUGCAACAGGGCUUGGAGUAAAUGUUGCUAAUAGUGGUUUUGGUGGUUCUGGUGGUGGGGAUUUUAUACCAGUAGCCUUUGGCAGGGAUGGUGGCGAUGGCACCGGCCUUGAGCAACAUUACAAGAGGAUGGUAGAAGAGAAUCCCGGCAACUCUUUAUGUUUGAGGAAUUAUGGUCAUUUUCUGUAUCAAUUGAAGCGGGACCUUCGAAGAGCUGAGGAAUACUACUCACGAGCAAUACUGGCAGACCCUAUAGACGGUGACGUUCUAUCACAAUAUGCUAAACUAGUAUGGGAGCUCCAUCAUGAUCAAGAUAGAGCGACAAGCUAUUUUGAACGAGCAGUCCAAGCUGCUCCGGAAGACAGCCAUGUUCAAGCAGCAUAUGCUAACUUCCUUUGGGAAACAGAAGAAGACGGGGAUGAAGAUGGUUCACAGAAUGAUCGCCGCCAUGUUAUAUCACAACCUUUCCAUGUGGAAGCCAUGGCUUCUCAAACUGGUUAAUUAUGGGAGCUCUGCUAAUUGGUAGAGGAAGAAUCUGAAGAUGCAUAACAUUCUUGGCACGUGUUUAAACUUAAACUAGGACCAUUCUCAUCUUUUUAGAGAGAUGUUAAUAUUAUGGUUGACAAGGAAUAAAAUGUAGGAGAAAUGUGAUUAGUAAAUCAGGUAUUUUUUGUAAUAAUGAAGAAUUAAACUGUUCUUAUGCCAC